CUUUAUAUAUUGUUUUAUUAAUUGAUAUUAUCAUGUUAUACCUUUUGAGACGAACCGAAUCUGGACGUUAUGCUUCUAAUCAAGAAGAACAUUAUCCGAGUCAAUUACCUUCUACUCGCAGAGAAGAUUCCUUUUCAGAGUUAUCUGUUCCGGAUUCGCCACCUCCACCUUAUCCAGGUAUUGUGGGAAUAUCAGAUUCGUUUACAACAGCUCCAGAAGAUAUUUAA
This is a messenger RNA of Dentiscutata erythropus, 227 nucleotides long. Lineage: Eukaryota; Fungi; Glomeromycota; Glomeromycetes; Diversisporales; Gigasporaceae. The record is from the annotation of a GenBank genome assembly.